Messenger RNA from Racocetra persica, 247 nucleotides. NCBI's taxonomy places the organism in Eukaryota, Fungi, Glomeromycota, Glomeromycetes, Diversisporales, Gigasporaceae. The record is from the annotation of a GenBank genome assembly.
GUUUUUAGUGGAUUUAUUUAUGAUGUAUUGGUCGAUAUAUUUGAAUUAGAAAUAUUGACGUCUGACAGGAAACACUGGCAAAUACUUUUUGAGGUUGCACAAAAUUUACGACGCGCGUUAAUAAUUGCGAUUCGAGUUAGUUCACGAGAGCCAACCGAAACCAAAUUUCAAGAAAUUGCAACAAACCUGGAAACCGCAGUUGGGACAUUGGGUAGAAGGCUAGGUGUUAAUCUAGCGGGAUGGCAAA